Molecule: messenger RNA, 7642 nt
Organism: Ylistrum balloti
Lineage: Eukaryota; Metazoa; Mollusca; Bivalvia; Pectinida; Pectinidae
Product: TP53-binding protein 1-like
Exons: 36
Coding region: 104-5674 (1856 amino acids)
Biological process (GO): DNA damage checkpoint signaling; positive regulation of transcription by RNA polymerase II
Cellular component (GO): nucleus
Molecular function (GO): histone binding
Source: RefSeq, a predicted model, not a curated record
UAAACAUAAACACUUGCUAGUCAAACAUGCAGCUAUGAAACCCGUGAAGGUCACAAUGUGUAAUUUAGAGCAAUGAAAAGCCAAACAGAAUCAAAAACUAAAGAUGGAUGAUGAAUGGAGUGUUAAUCUCAAUCAAACACAGCAAAGUCAGUCAGGAACAUCUAAAUUCAUCAUCCUUGAUUCUCAAGAACAGGCUGACAACUCACAAGGGGACUGGCCUGCACUACAACUUACAAUGGCUGACGAAGAGUCUAAUAAUAAUCAACAGUCCAUCAAGGGUAGGCGUUUAAGUCUUGAGGACCUUUCUGAAGAUGACAGGAAAUCAGAAAAUGCAGAGGUGUUAGUGCCAGACAGCGAGAUUGAGGGGACCACCUUGCACAGACAGAGAUUUUCCAAUAAAGGGUACAGGCUCCCAAGUGAUGCUGAUGAAGUGAUCAGUGAGUCGGAGGACCAAGUGAAUGAGACAGUUGUAGAAAGACCACCCAAAGGGGAUGAAAAAUCAACAACAGAGGAGGAGGAGGAUAAACAAGCUGAUGCCUCAAAUAUCAAACCAAUGCACAGUAGUAAUGGCAGUGACUCCAGUUUCCAUUCCAACAGUAGACAGGGACUAGGGAGUUACCAACAGGCAGAAAUGUCCCACACGGGGCAGGAGCCUAGUGUCCGAGGUCAUCGGUUCAAAAUGUUCCAGGAGACUCUCUCACAAGACAUCUUCCAGGAAGACCCUGAUGAUGAUAGAGAAUCGUCAACCCCAUCGGAGUUUAUUGGAAGUCUUCAACUGUCUAACCAACCCAUGUUAGUUCCAGAGACAGUUGAUGAGGACGAGAAUGCAAUUCCACCAUCACCAACAGCAUAUGGAAAUGUUCCAAAAAUUAUUCCCUCAUCACCGACAGAUGAAAAGACUACAGAUUCUGAUUUAGAUGAUUUUGAUGAACGUGUCUUUGAUCCUGCAGCUGAGAGUACUUUCGCUGAUAAACCACAAGCCCACCAUGUUCAGAGUUCUGAGGAAAGUGGUUUGGACCAGGACAGUAGUGGAAAGUCAGAUGAGCAAAAUGUCACUGUAAAAAGGACUUCAGACGGAGAUCUGUUAUCCAAGGAGGGGAGACAGGAGGAGUCGGACAAAGUGAAAACACUGAUUACUGACGAUGUAGAAACCUGUGGAGAGUCAUUACAUCUAUAUUACAGUGCUACAGAAUCUCACUCCACCCAGCAGAAAGAAGAAUCUGUAGAGGUGGUUUAUGUGGAGGAAAUGAAAGACGACAGUGUCAUUAUAAUCAGUUUUGAUGAGGAUACAGAACAGGCAGAUAAUAAAAAAACACAGAGAAGUUUGGUUACGGAAAACUAUGAAGGAAGUGAAUCACAAGACCUUGUGCUGCAUCUUACACCUUCACAGUACUCCAAAAGCCAGUCUUCAUUAAGGGGAAGUAAAUCUUCACAAACACAAAAGAGUAAAAUACACUCACCAAGUCAGAAUCCUGAACAGCAAGAAAAUAAGGACUUGGAAGAUAAUGCUGAUAAGAAAAACAAGGCUGACACAUCAAGUUCAGAUUCUGCUGGCUUCCAUCUGUCACUGCCCAAGACAGGUACACUGCUUCAUCCUGUUGAAAUUUCUCCCACUCUAACAAGACAGAAGCAGCCAGCAUCUGAAAUUGACUUGCCACAUGAUCCUACCAAGUCACCUGGACCGUCCCAUCAGGCACAAGCUUGUGAAGCCCAACCUGUUCGUGCUCCAUCGCUCACCAUUGACAUGAUAGACACUCAGCCAUCCAUGUCAGACCCAAGCUUCACGCUUCAGAGACCAGAGAUGAGAGAAAUGCCAUCAGAACAGACAGAAGACGUUAGGUUUGAUGUCUUUCGUCACAGAAAAAGCAAGCUGACUAAGUCACCUUCAAAACGUCAGAUCAUCAGUGAUGUGAGUGACGAUGAGUGCCUACCUGUUGGAAGUGAGAAGAAAAGAGCUCGGGAAGAAGCUCUGUCACCGAAAGCAGAAAGUCAACAAAUGCCGAAGCUGAAGAAAACGCGGACACUAUCAAGUGAAGCAACAUCCACUGGUUACCAGGCCAGUAUGGAGGGAUUAGAAGUCAUGGAUACAGCUAGUCCAACAGAACACAUGGAAGUACAAGAAGACCCAGAGGAUGUUAUGAUGCAGGAAACGGAGACUUAUGAUGCUGACCAGCUUAUUCAAACAAUGGACACUGGGGAUAUACAAGAUCCCAUGCCUGGACCUUCUGGGGUCAAAGUUCAUAGUGGGUCAUCUAACCCCUCAAGGGCCAUAGGUCAAGGAAAACUGUCUGAUAUCACCGUCAAUUCUGCAGAACCUUCAUUCUUGAUGGAGGUUAAGGACAAAAGUCACACACAGAUAAAAGCUUGUGGUGAGGAUGUAUCAAACUCAUUAGCUGACAGGCAGCCAUUCCAAUUAGUGUCAAUAAAUACUCCUAGACCAUUCCUUGAGGAAAGUGAACACGUCGCACAGAAAUCUCUCAACGUUGAUAGGCCCAGUGUUAGUGAAGAUAUAUCACAUUUAGAGCUAGUAAAAGAAACAAUUAGGCAUGGGCACAAACGGGGCAAAGUGAAAGGAAAGAAGAGUUCCAAGGGUAUCUUAAAAAAAAGGACAGAGCAUGACAAGGAAAUGACAGUUAUCUCAGAGAGACGGAGGGAGACAAGGUUACCUGAUCCUUACACAUUCCAUGGGUCGCAAUCCCAGAUCAUUUCUCCUGAGAAGGCAGACACGGUACUUGAGGAUGAAGGACAAGAAACGUCAGAAGUGUUGGAACAACAACCUGCUCCUGGUACAUCUGGAGUUGAAACCACGCCGACAUCAACACGGAAAAAAUGGACUCGUGUCGUCCAUAAAAAAUCAGGAAUCAAAACAGGAGGUCCAUCACAGCAUGUAUCUUUUCAUAAUUCAGUGAAAAAUAGACCAACACCUCCGAAGUCAUUAACCCCAAGACAGACUCCCAAAGGAUUUAAAACAAGUGUUUCAGGGUCAACUGACAAAGAACAAACAAAAUCAUCAGUUGAAGGUCAGCUGCUUGUGAGAUCUCCAGCGAUUAAUUCUUCUACAUCUGUGAUAACUCCUACCACAGUACAAGUCACAUCUGUAAUACCACCUACAGUCACGCAGAGUCUACCAGUGAGAGCGACUCCUAUUUGUCAGGAUCUAGUUGUUGGACCAUUGUCCAUGACAACAUCUGGCCAUUCAGUGCCACCCCAGCAACAGGAGACAAUGGUCACUAAGACUGUGUACAGAAUGUGGCUGUAUGAAAGUAAGGAAAUCACACAGACUUUCUUUGGUCCUGGUGGAGGUGUCCUCCGAACGACUUUCAAGAAGGAAGAAGAUCCUCCAAAAUUGUUGAAGGAAGUGACAACUGAGACAUCAGAACUUCUCUCCAUGUCAGAUCUGUCUCUAUCACCGUCACGGAGUACCAGCACAAUGACCUCAGGUGACCUUGCAGAUGUCAGUUCAUCAUUGUCUCGCUCUAGCAGUGGAAGUCAUCGUGGUUCUCGACAGAACCUGGCCAGUCUGGAGGGAAUAUCACAAGCUGCCACAGAAAAAACCGCUGAAAGGGAUAUGUACUUCACUCCACCUGAGCCAGUUCCUGUCAGACGAGCAAGUGAGAAGUUGAAUCAAGUAAAACAGGAUGAAGAGACAAAUGUAACAAGGAGAAGCUCCACCCAGCCCUCUGACUACGAAAACUCCCCUCACGUCGGAGACCUAUCCACCAUUAAUAAAACAGGAAGUGAUGUCAUGGAAUCAUCACGGUUGACCGAAGAGAAGAGGAAUUCAGAAUCGCUGUUUACAAGUUCGACUGAAGAUUGUGAGAAACUUGAAGAAAAAGAGAAGACAGAUACAGGAGAGAAAAUCUCAGAUAAAAACUUGGGAAAUAUCAGUGAGUCUUCAGAAGGAAUUCCAUGUGGGCAGACAACAGUUAGCGUUACUGUGCAAUCCUCAGACGGUGCUGAGGGCAAGGAUGACAACAAGGAAGCAGCAACUGUUGCUACUACUAAUGCUGAUCUGCGGUCACCAAAGAGGAAAAAACGGUCAGAAACCAGCGGUAGUAGGAGCUCAGAGAUCAGUCCCCAGAUAUCAUACCAGGAUCCUACCCUCGUUAGGCCUGAUCGCUCCCUAAUGUGUACUCCGCCCACCAGAGGGAGUGCCAUCAAAAGUGAAACUGUUGUGGGUGCAAGAGUUUUAGCCAGGUGGAAAGAUGGCUUCUACUACCCAGGAGCCAUAUCACAAAUACUUAAAUCCAAGUAUCAGGUGAGAUUUGAUGACGGAGAUGUGAGGUUCGUGAAGGUGAGUGACCUCCUUCUGAUUGAGCGCCUGCCUGUCGGUCAGUCGGUCUUUGUGCAAAGUAACGAUGGAUUUUUUGAGCCAGGAAUCAUUACUGACCACAAAUCUCAGUCAAAAACCAGUCCUUGUAACUAUGUUGUUGAGAAGGAUAAUGGAAAAAGUGCUCAGUUCCGUUGUAGUCAAGUUAUACUGAGUGAUGAUCAAGCUCGGUGUCUCGUCAUCGACAUUGGGUGCAACAUCCACACGUCACCUGUAGGUCCACCCCCCACAACUCCUAAAACAGCAGACGUCAGUCUUGAUAACCUGAUGGACAGUAAAAGAAGAGUGACCAGUCGAUAUGAACAAAAGGACAACAGAGAUAAGAGGAUUAACCCAUCCACAUCAAAAUCCACAAUAGAUGCUCCAAUAGCAUCCACAUCCCAGUUGUCCUCCGCGAAACGGAAACGUGGUGGCAGAGUAACAACCAAUCCCGUAGCCACAAGUACUCCGACUCCAGCUAAAGUCUCUGUGAGCAGGUUGAGGGCUACAGUUGUAGGUUUAGAUGCCAGCCCUGUAGGUGCUGCAGUCAGUUCUCCUGUGACACCAAGGCGAUCUCCCAGAAAAGCAAGAAUUGGUCUGUUUCACAGUGACAGGGAAGCCAGGUUACGACUAAAGACAUCAUUAUUCAAGGGGAUGGUGUUCAUGUUGACUCACGUUGGCAAGAAGUCAGAACAGAAGGAAGAAGAGAAGAUGCUACUAGAGGACUCGCUUGAUGUUUCUACUGAUGAAAGUAGCUCAAAUGAUGAGCCGGCAAUACCAUUUGACAAAAACCAGCUUAAGACCCAGAUAGAAAAUGGAGGUGGGAUAGUAUUGGAAAAGUACAGUGAAUCUGAGGUGUCAUCAGCUCGUCAGUGUAUAUUACUGUCAGAUACCUAUCAGAGAACUGUCAAGUAUUUCCAGUGUUUGGCAGCAGGACUUCCGUGUCUGUCACAUGUUUGGAUAUAUGAUUGCUAUUACGAGGACAAACUACUGGACCACAAGGCCUACAUACUACCAGCUGGUGUCAGUUUAGAGAAGAGACAACUGAUAGAAUGGAAACCAACGGGUAAUCUAUUAGUCAACAUGAGGUUCCUGGUGGAAUCUCAGAGCACACGGUUCAGGGAGGAAUGGUCAACCAUUGUCAGAAUAGCUGGAGGAGAAGUCGAAACUAAAAUACAGAAUCGUGAUCACAGAGUUAAUGUUAUUCUGACGGACAACACAUGCUCGAACGCAGUCCUACGUCGCACCAAGCAGCUUGGAUUACCAGUGGUAUCGACUGAGUGGAUGAUACAGUCACUCAUUAAUGGACAGCUAAUGGCAUACGAUGGUCACCCAAGAUACAGAUAUGACUAUGUUCAUAAGUAGAAAAUUGGGCAAAUCACAUUUUAGAUCUUCAGUGGAAAAAUCCUUAAUUCAUAUGUAAAUGUAUGAAAAACAAUUAUUGAGAGGAAAGUUUCCUGGAAAAUGCCUCAGUGAUUGUUUUGACAUAUAACUGUAUGUGUCACCAUUUACAGACUAAGGACUAUGUUAUAUCAUAUUGAGGUCCACGCAUACAGAAUGUGACUGGUGAGGUUAAUGCACAAGCUAAGAAUUUCAUACAAAAGUCCCCACCUAAAAAUCUGACCAGUGAGGUUUACAUAUGCCUUGGAUGUAUCCUACUGAGGUCCAUACCUACAGAAAGUUAGUGUGGCCACAUCAUUGGUGAGGUUAAGAUAUGCCCUGGGCAUAUCCUGCUGAAGUCCAUGUUUACAGAAUGUGAUUAGUGAGGUUAAGAUAUGUUUUAACUAAAAUGUCUGUGUCUUUUUCCAUGGAAGAAAGUAUUUUAAACUGUUUCAAAAUGGUAUAGUUAAUGUGCAAUAUUACUUUUAUCUCUCAGGCUGGUGAAAAUUGAAAUGUUUUUCCCCACUCUCUUAUCAAUUGACAUACCGGUAUAUACUGUUUAUCAUUUUUACCAGUUAUGAAGUGAGUCAUGUAUUGAUCUAUUUUUAAAGGCGGUUUUAUAGAAUGAUAAAUAAUUUCUUAUUUUGAUGUAGCCUUUAAAUACUGGUGUAACAACUAUUACUCAUGAAUUUGUUUUUAAAAAUUCAGCACUGUAAAAAAUCCAUGAAAUUUUGUGAAUGAUUACAAGUUUUUAGGGCGUGAAAAUAACUUGUGCAACUACAAAUUGAGGCCAACAUUUUCAACAACCUGUAUGUGGAUUCCGUCAAACAGCUUUAUGUGAUAAAUUGUUUUAAUGAUUGGGUAUCUUGAUUUCUUUAAUGAUGAAAUUUAUUCCACAUUGUUUUUACUGAACAUUGUUAUGCAUUAAAAAGUAAACAGAACGGACAUUAAUAUUGAAUGUUCUCCUUUGCCCAGCUGUAUAUGAAGAUGGCUAUAUCAAAUGCUUAUGUCUGAGGGUAGGCUUGCCUUCCUUUGAAUGCUAUUUUGGACCUUGAUUUCAGUGUAAUAACUCUAUCAAGCUGGAACCUUGAAAGCAACAAUCGAUUGGUUUUCUUGCAUGAUAUUGGUCUAAAAAUUGUGGUUAAAUGCUUGAGGUACCUGUUAAAGUAAUUAUUUUGUGGGUAUGUUGAGAUGUUAAAUGUUGUGUAUGAUCAGUGCUAGUUGAAAAUUCCUGAUGUAUAUAUGUUUUAUUCUAAUUAUUUUAAUGUACAAUGUAUAUUAAAUAUGCACUAUAACUUUUUUGAUAUCUUUUUAACUUUUAAUGUUUAAAAUCCACAAAAAGUUAAAUUUUGUUGGUAGCUUUUCAACACUAAUUUCAUGGCUUUUUAUUCAAAUUAUUUUUUAUGCAUCAUAUUACAGAAUUUCCAGGACAAAUCAACCACUUUUUAAAAAAGGCAUUUUUUUUUAUAAAGUUUUAAUUAAUUGAAAUUGAAUAGCGAGUCAGAUUAUAGAUAGAUUUUUAACUGCUCAAAAAACAAUCCUAUUAUGCCCAAAUUUUUUUAUCAACUUCAACACAAGUAGUUUUCAUCGUUUAUAGAAAUAGAAUGAUACACUUAGUUAAUGGCAUAAAUUUUCUCAUCGAUAUAUACUCUGCAGUUUUUCUGAGCGUUUAUUAAACUGAAUGUGUGUAAUACAUUUUGUAUGUGGUGGCAAGCUAAAUGAUAUUCUGUGAAAAUACAUGUUGUCAAUUUGUGAAUCAUGAGACAGUGCCUUGGUAUUUCAUAUUUACCACUGAAAACAUACAAUAUUGGAAACUCAGUAUAUUUCUGUCGCGUUUUUGAAGAUGGUAUCACUUUUUAUGAGGAUUUUAAUGCAAAGUAAUGUUACCCUCAUUGUAAAACGUUGUGCCAAAACUGAAUAUUAAAAACUUUUCACAUCGUGAAUAUUUUGAAA